AUGGCUCAGCUAUUCGCUCUUCCAGAUGGCCGCAAUCUCGAGUACCUUGUCUCCGGACCAAACCAUGGCUUUCCACUGGUCUGGAUUCACGGUACUCCUAGCUGUUACUUACAAACUCCAUGUCUCCCCGCUACUUCUGACAUGUUAGGAAUUAAGAUCAUCACCUUCUCGAAGCCCGGGUACGGUAGAUCAACCAGACAAGAGGGCAGGCGAGUCGUUGAUACCGUAGCCGACAUCCAGGCGCUACUUGCGCAUCUAAAAGUAGAGAAGUGUUGUGUUGGCGGUUGGAGCGGAGGAGGUGCGGAUGCUCUAGCUUGUGCAGCUCGACUACAAGGAUGCGUCGCCGUUUUAUCAAUCGCUGCCUUCGCGCCUUAUGAUGCAGGCGGCCUAGACUGGCUAGCAGACAAGGAGGAAGCUAGCGUUCGGGGAUUCAAAGCCGCGCUAGAAGGGGAAGAUGAGUUGCUAAAGCACAUUGGACCUGCACGAAUCGGAAUGGUGAAUACAGAUGUGUCUACUAUGCUAGAGGGUUUGUCAAAGUCUUUUCCUGAAGCUGAUCAGGAUGCGAUGCGCGAAAACCCAGGCAUGGCUCUCAACCUUGUUCAAUCGAUGCAAGAAGGUUUAAGGAACAAUUGCGACGGCUGGGUCGAUGAUAACAUGGCAAUGUUAGCACCGUGGGGCUUUGGACUCGCUGAGAUACAAGUGCCAGUAUUCCUCUAUCAAGGUGGAGUUGAUAAUACGGUACCGAAUGCUCACGGGAAGUGGCUCUCGAAUCACUUACCCCAAGGGAAACUUCAGACGCAUUUCUAUAAAGACCGGGGGCAUAUCUCUAUCUACCUCGGACAUGAGAAAAAUAUCAUCAGAGAGCUUUUAGAAGCUACAGAGCUAUAG
Clonostachys rhizophaga is the source of this 888-nucleotide messenger RNA. The record is from the annotation of a GenBank genome assembly. Lineage: Eukaryota; Fungi; Ascomycota; Sordariomycetes; Hypocreales; Bionectriaceae.